AAUUGGAAAACGUAGAGCUUAUGUGUUAAAGUUAAUAUAACACAUAUACAUAACAUUAUAUCGGGAUACGACAGUGAAAAAAAAAGCAAUUUGACUGCAACAAGUAAAAUGUACGCAAUCCUGGAACAAAUUUAAAAAAAAUGUUCCAGAUAACAAGCUGAAAAGAUCAUUCUCAAUACCUAGCAUUAACGAGAUGAAGGAAAUUGAAUCUACAUGCAGCGAGAAUUCAGAGCAUUAUAUUACCGUAAUUAAAACCCUUAUUGCACCUGAAGGUUUAGCAAAAAACAUCGCACGUUUGAUUGACAGAAAAGUCAUCCUAAUGAUGAAUUAUGAUGGCGUCAAUAACAAAAUUUCAUUUAAGGAAUACAAGUGCUUCAAUAAUGCGAUAUUUGAAGCGCUUAAAAAGGAUGGUUACACAGAGAAGGAAUAUGUACGCGAUAUAAGAACUGCUUUUAAAAACUGUAAAAACGUCUUUUACAAAAACGCAUGUAUUGAAAGGAAAAAAAAAUCAUUACAACGGAUUGAAUAAUCCGUAUGCACAUUUUUAUUAUUCAUUUAUUAUCUGCUACUCUACUAAAAUUAUAAUACUCCAAAUUAAUCCUUUAAAUACUGUCCACACUUAAGUGUGAAAUAUUUAACUUUUACCUAAAUUAAUACUUGCCUGACACUGAAAUACUAUAUAUUUACUUGAAACCCUUAAAACUAUUAUCAAUUCCUAUUUAUUUUAAUAUUAAGAUGCCUCAUAGGCAAAAGAGAACUUUAUUACACAGUACUACAAAAGAAGCUGAAAUACACCCGAAACAAAACUUAUUUUAGUUGUGACUAGGGUCGAGUACACAUAAAAUUUUA
Messenger RNA from Rhagoletis zephyria (snowberry fruit fly), 849 nucleotides. RefSeq lists its product as uncharacterized. NCBI's taxonomy places the organism in Eukaryota, Metazoa, Arthropoda, Insecta, Diptera, Tephritidae. The record is from RefSeq and is a predicted model, not a curated record.